Messenger RNA from Leptosomus discolor (cuckoo roller), 1986 nucleotides. RefSeq names its product FAD dependent oxidoreductase domain containing 2 (gene FOXRED2). Gene Ontology annotation, biological process: ERAD pathway. Lineage: Eukaryota; Metazoa; Chordata; Aves; Leptosomiformes; Leptosomidae. Gene Ontology annotation, molecular function: monooxygenase activity; flavin adenine dinucleotide binding. Gene Ontology annotation, cellular component: endoplasmic reticulum lumen. The record is from RefSeq and is a predicted model, not a curated record.
ACUUUCCUCUACCACGACUACUGCGUCAUCGGGGCCGGCCCCUCAGGCUUGCAGGCGGCCUAUUUCCUCCAGCGAGCCGGCCGGGACUACGUCGUCUUCGAGCGGAGCCACACUCCCGGCAGCUUCUUCGCCCUCUACCCUCGCCACCGCAAGCUCAUCAGCAUCAACAAGCGGUACACGGGCAAACCCAACAGCGAGUUCAACCUCCGCCACGACUGGAACUCACUCCUCAGCCACGACCGCCAGCUGCUUUUCCGACGCUACUCCCGCGACUUCUUCCCGGACGCUGACGCGAUGGUGCGUUACCUGGAGGACUUUGCUUCCCUGCUGAAGCUGCGGGUUCAGUACAACACGGCCAUCGUCCACGUGACGCUGGAGAAGGACGAGCAGGCCUGGCAUGGCCACUACUUCCUCCUGACUGACCAGGACAGACAGAACUACAAGUGCAGCGCUCUGUUGGUCGCCACUGGGAUGUGGGUCCCCAACGUGGUAAACUUCCCUGGCUCAGAAUACGUUGAGGGUUACGAGACUGUGUCCGUCAAUCCGGAAGACUUUGCUGGCCAAACCGUGUUGAUCUUGGGCCGAGGGAAUUCGGCCUUUGAGACGGCGGAGAACAUACUGGGCGUCACGAAUUUCAUCCACAUGGUGAGCCGGUCCCGCGUGCGCCUCUCGUGGGCCACCCACUACGUUGGGGAUCUGAGAGCAAUUAACAACGGCCUGCUGGACACCUACCAGCUGAAAUCUCUGGAUGGGCUUCUAGAGGGUGACCUGGAAGAUCUGGCUAUCGUCAAGGACAAGAAAGGGAAGCUGCACAUCACGCUCCGGUUCUACCUGGAGAACAGGAACACCAGUGCAGGCAUCGACUCCAUCACCCUCCCACAGGACGAACUGGAUAAUUUUGCCACCCGCGCACCUUACGACCGUGUCAUCCGCUGCCUGGGCUGGAAGUUCGACUUCUCUGUCUACAACAGAUCCCUUCAAAUGAUGCCAGGGAAAGGGAAUAAAAAGAAGUAUCCUCAGAUCAAACCCAGCUACGAGUCCAGAAGCACUCAGGGGCUCUUUGUUCUUGGCACUGCUAGCCAUUCCAUUGACUUCAGGAAAUCUGCUGGGGGCUUCAUCCAUGGAUUCCGGUAUACAACUCGUGCAGUCCACCGCCUGUUGGAAAACCGUCACCAUGGUGUCCCCUGGCCAUCCACAGUCUACCCUGUUACACAGCUGACCAAUUCCGUCAUCAAGCGGGUGAACGAGGCCUCAGGCCUCUACCAGAUGUUCAGUGUCCUGGCUGACAUCAUACUGCUGAGAGAGAACGCCACAGCGUUUGAAUACCUGGAAGAGUACCCGGUCGGAAUCCUGGCCGAGCUGGAAAUGCAGACGGGGAGAAAGGCUCCCAAUGGGCUGUUUGUCGUCAUCAUGGAGUAUGGGAGGAAUUUCUCUGGGGCUGACAAGGAUGUCUUCUACUACAACCGAGCCGUGGGAGAGGCGCAGCAUGCCUGGCAGUCCAACUUUUUGCACCCUGUUAUUUACUACUACAAACGCCUCCCAACAGAGCGUGAGAUGAGGCUUCGGCCCCCAGAUUGGCCUCUCCCCCGCCCAGAUGCCAUCCAUCACAUUGUGGAGGACUUUCUGACGGACUGGACGGCCCCGAAUGCUCACAUCCUGCCGCUGAGGCGGUUUUUGGAGAACUGCCUCAGCACCGAUCUGCGCAGUUUCUUUGCAGAGUCCUGUUUCCUGUUUGCCUUCACCCGUCAGAAGCUGCCUCCCUUCUGUCAGCAGGGGUACGUGAGAAUGCAAGGGCUGCUGGGCAGCGAGGGGCUCCGGCGCCAUGCGGUAGAAGCUGGCCUGCUGGAGGAUUACGCUCUCACAGACAUUUCGGGCGACGGACCCCCUGACAGCCACGAAGGGUCACAGGACCAGCUGCUGCUGAGAGAUCACGCGAUGCCGGUUCAUCCGCUGCAGCACCUUGUUAAUGCCAAGGAUGAGCUUUAA